UCCUGAGAGGCCGCUCCCAGACGCAGCGGGGCUCCUCAGGGCUCGCUUCAGCACUUCUCCAGGACUCUCCGGGAUUCUCCAGGACUCCUCCAGGACUCUCCAGGACUCCUCCGGGACUCUCCAGGACGGGCAGCAUGGCCGGCAUCGCGUCCACGCUGCAGCAUAACCGGGAGAAGAGCCAGGGCAUCGGAACCAACAGCCACGCCGUCAAGUACCUGAACCAGGACUUCGAGAGUCUGCGGCGGCAGUGCCUGGAGAGCGGCUAUCUCUUCCAGGAUGAAACUUUCCCGGCCUCCGUCACCUCUCUGGGCUUCAACGAGCUGGGCCCGGGCUCCUUCAAGACCCGGGGGGUGUCCUGGAUGCGGCCCACGGAGAUAACUUCGUGUCCCGAAUUCAUCGUGUCCGAGGCCACGAGGACGGACAUCUGCCAGGGCGCUCUGGGUGACUGCUGGCUCCUGGCUGCGAUCGCCUCCCUGACCCUGAACAAGGAGGUCCUGGCUCGAGUCGUCCCUCAUGGACAGAGCUUCACAGACGGAUAUGCUGGCAUCUUCCACUUUCAGUUCUGGCAGUUCGGUGAGUGGGUGGACGUGGUGAUUGACGACCGGCUGCCGGUCAAAGAUGGAGAUCUGAUGUUUGUCCACUCGGCCGAGGGGAGGGAGUUCUGGAGCGCCCUGCUGGAGAAGGCGUACGCCAAAGUGAACGGGUGUUAUGAGGCUCUCUCCGGAGGAUCGACCACGGAGGGCUUUGAGGAUUUCACCGGCGGCAUCGCUGAGGUCCACGAGCUGAGGAAGGAGAACCCUCGUGUGCUGUUCCACAUCAUCCAGAAAGCUCUCAACAGAGGGUCCCUGUUGGGCUGCUCCAUCGAUAUCACCAGCUCAUCCGACUCAGAGGCGGUCACUUAUGAGAAGCUGGUGAAGGGCCACGCCUACUCACUGACAGGUGCAACUGCGGUGGAGUACCAAGGGGAAUUGGAGGAACUGAUCCGGAUGAGGAACCCGUGGGGUCAGGUGGAGUGGACCGGAGCCUGGAGCGACAAUUCGGCGCAGUGGCGUUACAUCAGCGAUGAAGACCGAGAGCGUCUGAGCCAUCGCUCUGAGGACGGAGAGUUCUGGAUGUCCUUCUCAGACUUCUGCCGUCAUUACUCUCGGGUGGAGAUCUGCAACCUCACUCCUGACGCCCUGACGGACGACAGCAUCUCCAAGUGGGCUCUGUCCAAGUACGAGGGCAGCUGGAGGAGAGGGUCCACGGCCGGAGGCUGCAGGAACUACCCCAACUCCUUCUGGACCAACCCUCAGUUUGUGAUCCGCCUGGACGAGGAGGACGACGACCCCGAUGACGGAGAGGCCGGCUGCAGCCUGGUGAUCGGAGUGAUUCAGAAGAACCGGCGCCGCAUGAGGAAGAUGGGCGAGGAUGUGCACACCAUCGGCUUUGCAGUCUAUGAGGUUCCUGAUCAGUUUUCUGGUCAAAGGAACAUCCAUCUGAACAGGAACUUCUUCCUGCGGAACUCCUCGGCUGCUCGCUCCGAGACCUUCAUCAACCUGCGGGAGGUGUGCACCCGCCUGUCUCUGCCGCCCGGAGAGUACGUGCUGGUCCCAUCGACCUUUGAACCCAACAAGAACGGAGACUUCUGCGUGCGCAUUUUCACCGAGAAACAGGCGGACUUCCAAGAGCUGGACGACCCCAUUGAGAGCAACGUAGAGAAGAUCGACUUCGAUGAGGACGACAUUGACGACCGCUUCAGGGGUCUGUUUGGACAGCUGGCCGGAGGGGACGCCGAGAUCAGCGCCUUCGAGCUGCAGAGGAUCCUCAACAGGGUGGUCACCAAACGGUCUGACGUGAAGACGAGUGGCUUCAGCCUCACGACAUGUCGUAACAUGGUCAACAUGCUGGAUAAAGACGGCAGCGGGAAACUCGGCCUGGUGGAGUUUAAAAUUCUGUGGACCAAAAUCGACAAUUACCUGAAAGUGUACCGGGAGCACGACGUGGAUAACUCCGGGACGAUGAGCUCCACAGAGAUGCGUGUGGCUGUGGAGGAAACAGGCUUCCGUCUGAACAACCCUCUGCAUCAGAUCUUGGUGGCUCGGUACAGCGAGCUAGACCUCACCAUCGACUUCGAUAACUUUGUGGGCUGCAUGGUUCGCCUGGAGAACAUGUUUGACACGUUUCAGUCGAUGGACGAAAGUGGAUCGGGAACCAUCCGGCUGAACUUCUCGCAGUGGCUCGAACUGUCUCUGCUGUGAGGACGGCGGAGCAGCCUGACCCCGGCCCGGACCUGCAGAGCCACCUGUGUGCCCUCCUGCUCUCUGAUUGGUCAGAUGGUGUGUGACUAUAUACUCAUAAUAAAGUGGUGACUGAGUAGUACA
Molecule: messenger RNA, 2363 nt
Organism: Salarias fasciatus (jewelled blenny)
Lineage: Eukaryota; Metazoa; Chordata; Actinopteri; Blenniiformes; Blenniidae
Product: calpain-2 catalytic subunit-like
Exons: 21
Coding region: 135-2240 (701 amino acids)
Biological process (GO): proteolysis
Cellular component (GO): cytoplasm
Molecular function (GO): calcium ion binding; calcium-dependent cysteine-type endopeptidase activity
Source: RefSeq, a predicted model, not a curated record